ACACAUAAUUAAGAGUUGACAGAACAAGUAAACAUAACCUCAACAUACAAAUUUGUCAAAAUAUACACGUGUUCUCAUUAUUUUUCAAGAAAAAUGGCAGAAGACGGUGAGGAAAAGCCAAGAAAUUUUCACGAAAUGGAACUAGAUGACCGCAUUUUGAAGGCCAUAGCAAAACUAGGAUGGCAAACUCCUACACUCAUCCAAGAACGUGCAAUCCCCCUUCUUCUCGAAGGCAAAGACGUCCUCGUGAGAGCUCGGACAGGUUCUGGGAAAACAGCAGCAUUUGCUAUCCCUGUCAUCCAGAAAAUUUUGACCAUCAAGCAAACCGCUAAACACCAAGAAAUUAAAGCAUUAAUUCUAGCACCGAGUAGAGAAUUGUGUCACCAGAUGUGUGGAGUUAUUAAAGAGUUAACAAUUAAGUGUUCACGUGAGGUCAGGUGUGUUGAUGUGGCCCCCCCAGUUGAGCUAAGUGUGCAGAAGCCUUUGCUAGUGGAACAGCCUGAUAUCGUCGUGGGGACUCCCACAAGGGUGCUGAAACACAUCAAAGCUGGGUACAUGGAUUUGAAGAAGAGCAUGGAGCUGUUGGUAAUAGACGAAGCGGAUUUAGUUUUUUCUUUUGGUUAUGAAAGUGAAGUGAGGGAGUUGAUGGAGCGUUUGCCAAGUAUUUAUCAGGCCAUUUUGGCCUCAGCUACUUUAAGUGAAGAUGUAAAAAAUUUGAAAAGUUUGGUGUUGCAUAAUCCUGUAAUUUUAAAACUUGAAGAACCUGAAAUUGCCCCUGCAAGCCAACUCAGUCAUUACCAUUUAAUGGCUGAAGAAAUGGACAAAGCAACUAUUUUAUAUGCCCUUUUAAAAUUGCAUUUAAUCAGAGGGAAAAGUAUAAUUUUUGUUAAUACCGUUGACAAGUGUUACAAGAUUAAAUUAUAUUUGGAACAAUUUGGGAUUCCAAUUUGUGUUCUAAAUUCUGAACUUCCGGCAAAAAUAAGGUGUCAUUCAGUGAAUCAAUUCAAUCAGGGCAUUUAUGACACUAUAGUAGCCUCAGAUGAAAAGGCGUUAGAACAACCGGGAAAUCCAAACGAUAAAAACAACUCAGAAUUACAAAAAUCUAAAAGAAAGAAGGACAAAGAAAGUGGUGUUUCUAGAGGAAUUGAUUUCCAGUGUGUUGCAAAUGUUAUCAAUUUUGAUUUUCCACUUGAUGUGCAGUCUUAUGUGCAUAGAGCGGGAAGGACAGCUAGGGGAAACAACCAAGGUAGUGUUUUGUCGUUUGUGAGUAUACGAGAAAAACCUCUGUUGGAAAAAGUCGAAAAUCACUUUAAAAAUGACCAAGAUGAUGUUUCAAUUUUUAAGUCUUACCAAUUCAAAUUAGACGAAAUCGAAUCUUUUAAAUAUAGAGCAAAAGACGCUUGGCGUGCUGUAACAAGAAUUGCGGUGCGUGAAGCAAGGCUGAAGGAAAUCAAACAAGAAAUAUUUAAUUGCCAAAAAUUGAAAAGUUACUUUGAGGACAAUCCAACAGAUCUUCAAGUGUUAAGGCACGAUAAAGCCUUACAUACGGUUAAAAUUCAACAGCAUUUAUCUGAUGUUCCUGAAUAUAUUGUUCCACCGACUUUGAAGGGAAUUGCUGGUUUAGGGAGGAAGAAGAGAAAACGUGAAAAUUAUAGGACAUCGCAAGGGUCGAGUAGUAGGUUUGAGGCCAAGAAAAACAAUCCUUUAUUAAGCAUGGACUUUGAAGGUUUUAACAGUAAGAAAAAAAAGAAGAAGAACAACAACUAAUAAAUAACUCAUUUAUUAAAUUUCUAAUAAAUAAACUUCUUAUUCCAUAAAA
Tribolium madens (black flour beetle) is the source of this 1819-nucleotide messenger RNA. It is a transcript of the gene Hlc, whose product is annotated as probable ATP-dependent RNA helicase DDX56. The transcript is spliced from 7 exons. The record is from RefSeq and is a predicted model, not a curated record. Bases 94 to 1767 code for a protein of 557 amino acids. Gene Ontology annotation, molecular function: nucleic acid binding; ATP binding; RNA helicase activity. Gene Ontology annotation, cellular component: nucleolus. NCBI's taxonomy places the organism in Eukaryota, Metazoa, Arthropoda, Insecta, Coleoptera, Tenebrionidae.